AAUUUCGACUUCAUAUCUGCCACUUGGUCCCAUGCCAUGGACCUCCUCCUUCUUCGUCUCAGACAUUUUCUUGUACUCUCCAUCUUCAUCAGUUUCUUACCUUCCUCCUCCUCUUUCAUCUUCCACAUUCCUACCCACAAGAAAUGCUCCAAUCAAAGUGUUUCCUUGAAGCAGAAGAUUGUUGAGAUGGCUUACGAACCCAGUACCUUGAAUUGGAUGAAGAAGAUCAGGAGGGAAAUCCACGAACAUCCAGAGCUUGCUUAUGAGGAAUUCAGAACAAGUUCUGUCAUUAGGCGUGAGCUUGAUCAGAUGGGUGUGGCUUACCGCUGGCCGGUCGCUCGGACCGGCGUCGUGGCUCAGAUUGGGUCUGGGUCUCCCCCUUUCGUCGCUCUCAGGGCAGACAUGGAUGCUUUGCCUAUUCAGGAGCUGGUUGCUUGGGAACAUAAAAGCAAAGUAGAUGGAAAAAUGCAUGCCUGUGCACAUGAUGCUCAUGUGGCCAUGCUCCUUGGGGCUGCGAAGAUACUGCAAAAACUGCGAGACAAGUUACAGGGUACUGUAGUUCUUAUAUUCCAACCUGCUGAGGAAAGAGGCGUAGGUGCAAAAGAAAUGAUCCAAGAACAGGUGCUUAACAAAGUGGAAGCUAUUUUUGGCCUGCACUUAGUGAUAGAGUAUCCCCUAGGUGUUGUUGCAUCAAGGCCGGGUGAUUUUCUUGCCGGAUGUGGAGGCUUCAGAGCAAAGAUCACUGGAAAAGGAGGGAAUGCAGGUUUUCCCCAGUAUUCUAUUGAUCCAGUUUUGGCUGCUUCAACUUCAGUCAUUAGCUUGCAGAAUAUUGUUUCAAGGGAGGCAGAUCCUUUAGAUUCUCAGGUGGUUUCCGUGGCAUCGGUUGAUGCAGGAUCUGCCCACAACCUCAUCCCUGAAUCCACUACAUUUGCUGGUACCUUCAGAGCACACGGCAAGAAGAGCUUUUAUUCAAUAAGGAAAAGAAUAGAAGAGGUUAUUGUAGGACAAGCAGCAGUACAUAGGUGCAAUGCAGAGGUUGAUUUUGAUGGGAAUGAGCAUCCGACGAUCCCUCCGACCACAAACCAUGAGAGAGUAUACGAAAUAGUAAGGCAAGUCUCAAGUGAGAUUGUUGGGGAAGAAAACACUGUAUUAGCUCCUAAAUUCACAGGUAGUGAAGAUUUUGCAUUUUUCUUGGAAAAGGUGCCUGGGACUCUCUUGCUUGUGGGAAUGAGAAAUGACAAGAGUGGGACAAUUUAUUCUCCUCACAACCCUUACUUUGUUGUUGACGAGGAUGUUUUUCCCAUUGGAGCUGCAAUUCAUGCAGCAUUUGCUUUUUCUUACCCUUCAUAUUCAAAUUCAGAGCCUCAUUCUCAGUGGUGCGCUUCAGGAUGCUAAUCACAUAUACGCGUUCCCACAGACACAUUGUUUGACCGAGACGUCUGUCCUUGUUAGAAAUUGAAUAGCAGACGCGCGCGCGCGCGCGUACAUCCCAAAAGUAAAGGAAAAGGUUUCUGAGUGCCCCUUUUGAGAUGGAACUAUCUUAUUUGGUAGCCAAGCACAAAUUAAUUAGCAUUAUCAUAGUGAAUGAGACAUGUUUUCUUACAUAUUGCAGUAACGUGAUGAAUGAGCUAUACUGUUAUUAUAGAUGUAAUUUGUCUUC
Molecule: messenger RNA, 1660 nt
Organism: Prosopis cineraria
Lineage: Eukaryota; Viridiplantae; Streptophyta; Magnoliopsida; Fabales; Fabaceae
Product: IAA-amino acid hydrolase ILR1-like 4
Exons: 6
Coding region: 37-1395 (452 amino acids)
Biological process (GO): auxin metabolic process
Cellular component (GO): endoplasmic reticulum
Molecular function (GO): IAA-Ala conjugate hydrolase activity
Source: RefSeq, a predicted model, not a curated record